Messenger RNA from Aspergillus pseudotamarii, 1167 nucleotides. RefSeq lists its product as uncharacterized. Bases 1 to 1167 code for a protein of 388 amino acids. The record is from RefSeq and is a predicted model, not a curated record. NCBI's taxonomy places the organism in Eukaryota, Fungi, Ascomycota, Eurotiomycetes, Eurotiales, Aspergillaceae. The transcript has 2 exons.
AUGGCCCAAGGACUAUUUCCGGAGCCUGUUUUGGAAAAACGGCGAUUGACAACGCAACUUGCCACCGAGAUAAAGCAACUUCGCGAUGACAUCGUUGAAUUGGAGAAUUGGACGAGGAGCUCAAGAUACAAUGUCGAUGAUACAGAACUAGAUAUGGGCAAACUUGUGUCAAUAUUGUGUGAAGAUCCCAUCAAGGCAAUGCCCGCAAAGACGAACCCAUAUGAUAUGUCUAUAUCUUCUUUCAUUUCGACGUUGCUUCCAUUUUCUACGAAGUGUUCUCCAAUAACGUCAGAAGAGCAUCCUCCGCCGAAUCCGUUUGCUCUUGAUAAACUUUCUCAAGCUGAACCAUAUCUAACAAUAUUCGCGCCAUUGAAACUCAAAGCAUAUUCAAAUACUUACUGCGGUUCGGAUCCAGACAUGCAUUUGGAAAAACAUAUCCUAGAACUGUCUGCCCCGUGGCCCUUUCCUUCUAGACAACUCCAAUUAUCCAUCCACUACGAAACGGAUCCAGAAACACAGUCUAUACUCUCUAUAUCGGUACCGGUGGACAUUGAAAACAAAGUACCGAUAUAUUUGCGCCAGUGGGUCGAAUUAAGGCUAGCGAACCCCCUCUUGAAGUUGGAUUUAUCGGGUCUAUGCUGGGGCAUAAAUCGGUACUGGGAAGCUUUAAUAUCACGUGCCCAGUUAUGGUCGCGGCUAGAAGGCCAAUAUCAAGGACUGAUCAGAAGUCGUGGGACAACCAGGGAUACUGAUAAGCUAGACGACUUCCAAAACCCCGAUAUGCGCUCUCUCUCGAACAUGAGUCUACGCAAAAUACUACCACACCUUGAGCGUACAUCGAUGCUAUUCGAAUCCAAAGGUGGAGAGUCUCUUCGAGCCUACUUUUCUUGCGAACUAACAAUCGAUGAAUGGGCCUGUGAACCCAGGUUGGUACCGGGAGUCAGUGUGUCUGCGCCGCCCAUGAUGAAUGGCAGGUCGGGAAGCAAGGUGGAACAAGAUGUCAAAAGACUAUUUCACACAAUUUUGAGCGAGAAACAGAGCGGACGAAUAGGCGCAGACCUUGAUAUCAAUACAGAUGCCAUAGUACAUGCUGCCGAGCAUAUUUUGGGUGCCUUGUUCUAUGAUGAGCCUGAAAAACAUGUUUUCAAAGUAAAGGCAAAAAGGUGA